Molecule: messenger RNA, 3010 nt
Organism: Frankliniella occidentalis (western flower thrips)
Lineage: Eukaryota; Metazoa; Arthropoda; Insecta; Thysanoptera; Thripidae
Product: solute carrier family 2, facilitated glucose transporter member 3
Exons: 7
Coding region: 423-2078 (551 amino acids)
Biological process (GO): monosaccharide transmembrane transport
Cellular component (GO): membrane
Molecular function (GO): hexose transmembrane transporter activity
Source: RefSeq, a predicted model, not a curated record
CAUCGUGGCGACUUCUUCCGUCUUCUCCAACUCCUUCGGCAGGAGGAUAGUGCGUAAUGUGUACCUCACGCGGGAUCCACGACCGUCAUCGCCGCCAGUGAUAACAAAUAAUUGUUUGUAGUACUCUGCCAAUCAACCUUGCGCAAUGAAUGACUGGCUAUCUUUGAGCCAGCAGCAUAGACUGCGGGCCAGCCCAUAGGAGGGUUCGGGUGACCCCAAGCUGCGGCUAUGGCACUGGGGGGAAUUUUCCGCGCGGAAUAAAAGAUAACGAUACUUUUGAGCAGAGGGAACCCGGUAUAGAUAUGGAUUCUCCAGGGUGCUAUGCCCCCCCCCCUCCUUUUCUCACAUUUGCCUGGCGGAUGCUUCAUGUCGCUUGUGUCCAUUCCCUCCGCAUGCGCAGGGUGUAGGCCCGUGGGCGUUGCAUGCCUGCCAUGGACAACUCGGACGAGAACGGCCUGGUGACGGAGUGCAGCGUACCCAUCCUGAUGGGGGCGAGGACCCACGCCGGCUCGAACGGCGAGCUGCGGCCGAACAAGGCCGUAGGAUGGACUCCGCUGCUGAUCCUGGCCGCGGCCGUGUCCUCGCUAGGCGCCGCGCUCCCGGUCGGCUUCAACAUCGGCGUCAUCAACACCCCGGCCGUUAUCAUCAAGGACUUCUGCAACGCGAGCGUGGCGGCGCACUAUGACGUCUCGCUGACGCACGGCCAGCUCGACCUGCUGUGGUCCGUCGUCGUGUCCAUGUUCCUGGUGGGCGCCAUGACGGCCUCCAUGUCUGGCGGCUGGGUGGCGGACCGCUUCGGGCGCAAGGGCGCCCUGGGCAUCGCCAUGGCGCUCAGCGUCGUCGGCGCGCUGCUGUUCCUCGUGUGCAAGUACGCCAACUCGGUGGAGAUGCUCAUGAUGGCCAGGCUCGUCGUGGGCCUGUCCUCCGGACUCACCACCAGCGCCAUGCCCAUGUACCUCACGGAGCUGGCCCCCGUGCACCUGCGGGGCGCGCUGGGCGUCAUCUGCCCCAUGGGCAUCAACUUCGGAGUGUUCGCCGGACAGUUCGCCGGGCUCGACUGGCUGUUCGGUAACGAGGCCUUGUGGCACGUGCUCCUGGCGCUGUUCGGGCCCCUGGCCGUGGUGUGCGGGCUGCUGGUGCCCGCGCUCCCCGAGUCCCCCAAGUACCUGUACCUGGUGCGCGGCGAGGAGCACCGCGGCGUGCAGGAGCUGUCGCGCAUCCGGCGGCAGCCCGAGGAGCGCCUGAGCGAGGAGCUGCGCGCCCUGCGCAUGGCCCACAAGAGCGCCUCCGACUCGCCGGCGGGGGGCGCGGGCGGGCCCGGCGGGCGCAGCGAGGAGGCCGCGGCCCUCGGGCACCAGGGCGACUGGACCAUGGGCAGGGUGCUGCGGUCGCCCGAGCUGCUGCUGCCCGUCGUGCUGGUCGUGACCCUGUGCGGCGGCCAGCAGUUCAGCGGCAUCAACGCCGUGUUCUACUACUCGUCCUCCGUGUUCCAAACCGCCGGACUCACCACGACGCAGAGCCAGUACGCCACUCUGGGCUGCGGGGCCAUCAACUUCGCGACCAGCGUGCUGGCGGUGCCCCUCGUCAACGGCAGCGGCCGGCGCCCGCUCAUGAUGCUCAGCACCACCUCGGCCGUCGUCUUCCUCUCGCUGCUCGGCACCUCCAUCCUCACCAUCGAUGUGUACACAUGGAUGCCGUACGUUGCAACUGUGUCGGUGCUCGCAUACGUCCUCGUGUAUGGCUUGGGAAUGGGUCCCAUACCCUAUUUUAUUGGAUCAGAAAUUUUUGAUGUUGGACCAAGACCACUUGGCAUGGCUUUAGGAAGUCUUGCAAAUUGGGGUGGCAACUUUGUUGUUGCCUUGGCCUUCCCUGCAAUGCAGGCGGAAAUUGGUCCUGCCUCAUUUUAUGUUUUUGCAGGUUUCACUGCUUUGCAGUUUGUUAUCCUUAAAAUAUACCUCCCGGAGACAAAGGGUCGAGAUACAGCUGAAAUUGCUGAUAUGCUUCGAAAGGGCUUCAGGAGCACUGUUGCCAAAGAUGUUAAGCCUCCCCAACCACUGCACUGUGAAGAAUCUCCAUAAAAAUAUACUAAACUGUCACCCCAGCUGUUUUUAAAAAUAAGUUUAAGACUAUGACUUUAAUUUAGCUAUAAUAACUCAAUGACGUAAGAACAGGGUACUCUGACAGUAUGUGUGUUUGUUACUUAAUGUUGCAGUUUGUUGUAAUUCAAAAAAUCUUGAAAAGGGGCAUUCUCUCAUUUUUAUAUGGCAUUCUAGUGCUACUUUUAUGACUGUGAUGAAUUUUAUAGACCUUGUUACUUAUCUGAUAAUUUUAUUAUAAUACUUUAUUGAAUACCCAUGCAGUGGGUUAAUUUCUAGCCCGGGUAAGAAUUUUUUGCACAAUAAAUGUUAAAGUUUGACUCUACAAGGCACAAAACUCAAGUAUGUGUACUUUUAAUGAAUGAAUCUCUAUUAAUUAACUUAUUUGCUCUUUUUGAACUAAUGAGGAGCUUGUCACAAAAACUAUGUGUAAACUUUGAUAGACAUUUUAAAAACUGUUUUUAUGCUAUAUCUUUUUUUUACAAGUAUUUUUUCUAUAUGCCAGUUUUUGUACAAAUUUUUUGUGGUAGAUCUUCGGCAAUAUUUGAAGCCAGUUUAUAUCAUGUCAGAUAGCCUAUGUCUUCCAUAUGUAUCAUACAGCAUCCAAGACUGAUUACAUGGUAAAUUUCUUUCAUUAUCCAGCUACUUACUUAACUCAGUUGGAUUUUGAAAAUGUCUGAAAGGGUAUUUUAGAUGUUAUGCCGUCAAUUGCCCGUUGAAAUUAUGUGGCUUACUAUCAGAGAAUGAAAUUUUUAAUUGUAAUGGUAUGCUGUAGGUGUAAUCAGUAUUUUUUUAAACGGAGCUCUUCCGUUUACAUAUAUUUAUCAUUUUUUGCACUCUGCUCUCCAGCAUUCAGGAUUUUCUUUCAAAAGUAAUAAACACCUUGGAAAGAAAUAAACAAUUUUCGUUUUUUU